GACCGCGUCGCGUUUUGGGGGGACGGUGGCCGACGAGCAGCAGUCAGCACACGGAGCUAAAGGUUGUUAAAACGACCCCAGGAGAAUCUGACAUCCUGCCGAGGAGAUGUGGACCAUGGGUCAGCAGACAGGACACCAAACCACGGAAAGCUGUCUAUAUUGCAUCAUAUCUGCUGCAGUGCAGGAAGCUUCCUGUAGGAGGGAGAGAAGCAGAAAAACCUGGCACCAGCUGGCGAAACAUAAAACAAACACUUACAGUCAGGCGUUUCCAGCUGACACCCAGUUUCCACCAUGGGCUCCCCGGCGGCUGCAGCCCGGCCUCUCCGGCUCUCUGCGCUCUGCGCACGGACACUACCUGCGACCCGAGCUGGUGCGGAACUCCGACCCGGAGCCUCUGUCGCUGUCUUGGCCAGAAGAGACCUGAACGUCCAGACGACGGCUGAGACGGGAAAGCUGAAGAGCAUCCAUGAUCUGCCGGGGCCCAGUGUGUCCACCACCCUGUACUGGUUAUUUGUCAAAGGAUAUGCGGACAAGAGUCACCUGAUGCAGGGUUUACAGAAGAGUCUGUUCGGGCCCAUUUGGCGCUCCAGGUUCGGCCCAUUCGACCUCGUCAACGUGGCGAGUCCGGAGCUCAUAGCUCAGGUGAUCCAGCAGGAGGGUCGCUACCCGGUCCGAGCCGAGCUGCCGCACUGGAAGGAGUACAGGGAGCUGAGAGGACAGGCCUACGGGCUGCAUGUGGACACAGGACCAGAGUGGUACCGGAUCCGCAGCGCCCUGAACCCCAAGAUGCUGAAGCUGCGGGAAGUGUCGGCUUUCGCUCCCAUCAUCCACCAGGUGGUCGGAGAUCUGAUCCAGCGCAUUGAGCUCCUCCGCAGUCAGAGUCCGGACCGGGACACGGUUUCGGAUCUGGCCUCUGAGCUCUACAAGUUUGGCUUCGAGGGUAUCUCCUCAAUCUUGUUUGAGACCAGGCUGGGCUGCCUGCAGGAGGAGAUUCCCCAAGACACGCUGCGCUUCAUCGCUGCUGUCAACAACAUGCUGACGCUGUCGGACAUGGUGGUCCUUUUCCCACGCUGGAGCCGCAGCAUCCUCCCCUUCUGGAAGCGCUUUGUUCAGGCUUGGGACGACCUCUUUGACGUAGCUAAGACCCUCAUCGACAGGAGAAUGGCUGAAAUCGAAGCCCAGGUGCACAGAGGUGAGCCCGCGGACGGCAUGUACCUGACUUAUCUGCUGUCGUCUGACAAGCUGACCAGAGCCGAGCUCUACAUCAGCAUCACGGAGCUGCUGCUCGGAGGAGUCGACACGACGUCCAACACCUUGUCCUGGACGUUGUACCAUUUAGCGAGGGACCCCAGGGUUCAGGAUCGGCUGCACAGGGAGGUGAGCUCUGUGUGUCCUGACAGACGGGAGCCAACCACAGACGACCUGAACAGGAUGCCCUACCUGAAGGCCGUUAUAAAGGAGACGUUACGCCUUUAUCCUGUGGUACCUGGAAACGGACGUUUCGUUUCAGAGAAUGAAGUGAUUGUCAACAACUACUGGUUCCCAAAGAAAACGCAGUUCCAUCUGUGUCAUUACGCCGUCUGUCACGAUGAGGCACAGUUUGUCGAUGCCGAGCGUUUCAUCCCGGAGCGUUGGCUCCGUGCUGAGACGCCCGACGGUGGCGGUGGCAGGGCGGUGCCUGGACUCUACCAGCACCACCCGUACAGCUUCAUCCCGUUCGGUGUCGGUGUGCGAGCCUGCGUGGGGAAGAGGGUGGCGGAGAUGGAGAUGUAUUUUGCUCUUUCCCGGCUGAUGCAGCACUACGAGGUCCAUCCUGAGGACGGUGCCCCGACCGUGGAGCCUAAGACUCGAACGCUGCUGAUCCCUGCGAAGCCCAUCAACCUGCGCUUCCUGCCCAGAGCCUAAUGAGGGCAGAGCACAGGUGUUUGC
This is a messenger RNA of Toxotes jaculatrix (banded archerfish), 1929 nucleotides long. RefSeq names its product sterol 26-hydroxylase, mitochondrial. Gene Ontology annotation, cellular component: mitochondrial inner membrane. The transcript has 11 exons. NCBI's taxonomy places the organism in Eukaryota, Metazoa, Chordata, Actinopteri, Toxotidae. Bases 292 to 1905 code for a protein of 537 amino acids. Gene Ontology annotation, biological process: C21-steroid hormone biosynthetic process; cellular response to peptide hormone stimulus; glucocorticoid biosynthetic process. Gene Ontology annotation, molecular function: iron ion binding; heme binding; monooxygenase activity. The record is from RefSeq and is a predicted model, not a curated record.